Fusarium graminearum PH-1 is the source of this 946-nucleotide messenger RNA. RefSeq lists its product as uncharacterized. The transcript has 2 exons. Bases 1 to 804 code for a protein of 267 amino acids. NCBI's taxonomy places the organism in Eukaryota, Fungi, Ascomycota, Sordariomycetes, Hypocreales, Nectriaceae. The record is from RefSeq and is a predicted model, not a curated record.
AUGACAAUGGCUGCUUCUCAAAUUCCUUCAAAGGCUGUCACCGGCUAUAAUGUUGGCGAAAUCAAGGCUAAAGGAGCCUUCAGCUCCGAAAUCACGUUCGCCAAGGCCGGCUUGUCUCUGUCGGACAUCAUCAACUCCCAGUACCCGCAGAGCUUGGAGAUGAUGGAGCGCCCUGGAAUGCAGCUCAAAUAUCUUCCCACCCGUUUUGAUGAAGUCACCGGUAAGCUCCUCACCGGCGGAGCCUAUCUAUUCGACAAGUGGGAAGAAGCUGUCGACUAUAGCCAUUGGACGACCAAUGAGUAUACAAUUGAUGAGGAAGGAACAAAGUUCUGGAGCCAGUCGGCGUUUGAUUCACCUGUGCGCUUUGCUUGGAAAGUCAUUGGUGCUUAUAAUUUCGCCCCUAUCGAGCAUCAUGCUAUUGGACACUUCAAGCGCUGGUCUUAUACCUCCAAUAAUAUCGAGGCUUAUCUGCAUGAGGUUUAUCCUCAAAUCAAAUCUAUUGCAGAAGCCCAGGGGGCAGUUGCUGUUUGGUUGAUGCAUCAACCUGAGGAUAAGAUGAUCGCCAUCCAGCUGGCAUAUCGCAAACCUGCUGUAGGGGUUUCUCUCAACGACUAUCUGGUUCAAGUCAAGCAGAAAUCUGGUUUUGACCGGGUGUUGGCAACGAAGCUUACAGCGUUAGUAGAGUUUGAUCGUGUCAGUAUCCUUUUGACCAUAUGGCUCCCCCUUUCUCUGGCAAAGGGUGGAGCCGACCAUACAGUCCCGAACUACUCAGUGGUUCCAGCCAUUCAGACAGGUACUGCCUAGUUAAUAGGUUACUUGGCGGCAAACGGAUGAGAGGCCAUAAUGGAGGACAAGAAUAUAACAAUACUUAUUGCACUCCAAUGCUGAGGAUAUCGGCAUCAACUGUCUUACCUAGUUCAAACCGUUCAUAUAGCUGAUACAAACG